AUGGCCUGUGCACAAACAACAGUCGUGGUUGAAGAGAAGAAGGGGCGCUUGUCUAUACCAGACAAGCUCUUGAAUGGAUUGGACUCCGAAUGGGUAGAACUAUGGGAGAAGCAUGGCAGCUCCAUGGUGAGAGCUGACGAGCUAUCCCUUGAAGAAUAUCGCAAGAGUCCCGCCACAUACAGCUUCACGUACCCAACAUGUCCUGGUCCAUCCGUUUUCCAUGUUGAGGACAUAGAGAUCCCAGUCUCUCAGCCAGCUGGAAAGAUCAUGAUCAGGGUCUAUACACCGGAAGGCCCAGGGCCUUUCCCUGUUCAUUUGAACUUCCAUGGAGGUGGUUGGGUCCUUGGCAAUCUCAACUCUGAAGCUGCUUGGUGCCGACACAUGUGCAACAAAGCCCAAAUUAAAGUGAUUGAUGUCGACUACCGACUGGCUCCGGAGUUCCCAUAUCCUACCAGCAUCUACGAUUCAUGGGAUGCUGUGAAAUGGACAAUCGCCAAUGCUUCUAGUAUCAAUGUUGAUUCAUCGAGUGUUUCUAUUGGAGGUCUUUCAGCUGGAGGUCAAAUGACUGCAGUAAUGGCGCAUUUCGCCCGCGACGAGGGCAUUGAUCUGAAACUUCAGUUGAUCAUAGUUCCAGCAACAGACAUGCGCUACUGUAUAAGAACCCGGGAGCUGAACGAGGCCACCUGUCCAUAUGAAAGUGUCUUGCUAUACCAUGAUGCCCCGUGGGGACCACUGGGCAGAGAGCAAUGGUUCCUAAAGUAUUGGCUCGGUGAUGAUGAUGCUACCCAAGAAAGAAUCUUGACAAAAGAUUGGAUCUGCACACCUGUACUUGCUCCUUCAUUCAAAAGCCUCGCGAAGGCACACAUCAUCACAGCAGAGUUUGAUCUUGAGAGAGACGAAGGAGAGUAUUAUGGUCAGCUCAUGCAAAGGGCCGGAAACGAUGUCACAAUGAAGAGAUACCCCGGCGUACCACAUGCAUUCGGGCACUUCAAUCACCCUGAAAGGGGACUCUCGCAGAGCUUUGUAUAUAUCGAAGAUACCAGUCGAAUCCUUCGGCAGGUGCACUUUGGCAAGAGUGAAGAGUAA
Molecule: messenger RNA, 1086 nt
Organism: Penicillium hordei
Lineage: Eukaryota; Fungi; Ascomycota; Eurotiomycetes; Eurotiales; Aspergillaceae
Product: alpha/beta hydrolase
Exons: 5
Coding region: 1-1086 (361 amino acids)
Molecular function (GO): hydrolase activity
Source: RefSeq, a predicted model, not a curated record